Molecule: messenger RNA, 1768 nt
Organism: Bactrocera oleae (olive fruit fly)
Lineage: Eukaryota; Metazoa; Arthropoda; Insecta; Diptera; Tephritidae
Source: RefSeq, a predicted model, not a curated record
ACUUCGGGAAAAAGUUUUAUUAUUUUGUAAAUAUUCAUUCGAUUACAAGAACAAUUUUACUACAUUCACCAUUUCCCAUUUUGUUUGUUUAUUCGCUGAACGUGCCCUAGGCAAACAUUUUUUGCCCGUUCAACCUUCGCCCAUGUAUUCGUCAGCUUUGCAAGCGCGUGCUGAGGCGGCGUUAAGCUGAAAACAAAAUAAUUCGACACCCAUACAUUGCGCUGCUGCGCUAAAGCCGACCGACUUAUAAAACUUAAUGCAACAAAAUAAGUUUUUUAAGUUCCAAUCGAAAAUCGCCGACGAAUCUGUUGUUAAGUGAGUGCGCCUGUAGAGAAAAGCAAAAAAUGCUGUUUAAGUUUAAUUCUUUCUAUUUGUUAUUGCUGGCCUGCGCUAUACUCGCACCAGCCGCGUCUGCACCCAACUACCACCAUUAUUGUCCGCACUGCGAAGAGGAAGUGUGGGAGGAAGUGCCGUGUGAAGAGCUUGCCACAACCAAAAGGCCAACUACAACAACUACUGAAAGGCAAAAACCAAAACCUCCCACUUAUGCACCCAUCACCCAGAAACCACAUACAACGGCGCGCCCACCAGUUAAGAAGACCACAACAAUAAAACCACGAACAGAGCAUUACACAACCCCUACACCGGUGGUCACGACGACAGCUUCUACCGCUUACAACAAGUGCUAUUCUGAAUGUAAACGGAGUUGUAAGGAGUUCUGUCGCAAGGUGACGGCAAACGGCGCAUCUCAAAAACAAAUAACACAAGUUACGAAGACAACACAUCGCGUACCUAAUGGACAGCACAAUUGGGAGCACGUGCAUCAGCAUGGAUUUGUGCCAGACCAACAAAUCUUAUACACACCGGUCCUACAGUCAACGGGGCCCAGCCACCCUCCAGCUAUUUAUCCUAUAGAAACUAAUAACGAGCUGGUAAAUCCAUAUGUUCAUAGAAAUUUGGCUUAUAAAGUUCAACCAGCAUUGACACCAUUAUCAGGACAGCCUCUACAUCCACAGCCAGUAGCAAUCGCUUACUCUCAACAAACACCAAAUUUAUAUAAGGAUUCCCAAGUCACGAAUAUCUUUCCGGAUGCUUUAUUAGAAUCGAGUUAUUCUGUUGAUGAGUUGACUCGUCUUUUGCAAAUGGAAAGUGUUAAUAAAGAAGUUGCCAACAGCUACACACAAUCAGCCAUUCACGGACCUACAUAUGCCAUACAUAGCAGCUUACCUCCAACUCCACUUACCACCACACCAAUUUACCAUCCACUCUCACUGUCUUAUGGCUUCCCAAUGUCCGUACCGGCCACGGGAGAGCCGAAAUAUGAAAAUAAUUCUUCGGAGUCACAAUAUAAAGAACUCCUGUUAGACGUCAGGCCACAGAGCCAUGCGUCAUCUUUGAUGGCAGCUUCAGACCCCCAGUAUGCAAACUAUGUGAAUAAAAUCGGUUUAAGUGAACCACAAGUUUAUGAUGGGGCAUCUCCUCCAUCACCACCUUCUCAAGCCAGCAGUGAUCAACAGAGUUUAGAUACCUUGAGUUAUCACAACGCACAUGGUGAUCAUAAUACUGAAUAUCUGAAUUCAAUUUCCUAUGGUUCAGACUAUGCGCCACCAACAUCGAAUUAUGCUCCACAACCAGAGCUGAAUGCGGCAUCGUAUUCAAUUUAGACCACUUACUUAAAAAUUUAAAUUUCUUAAAAUAUUAAGAAAUAGUUAGUUAAUAGUAAAUUAUUAUAAUAUGUUUAAAGUAAUUAAUAAAUUAAGGAUUUAAA